Fundulus heteroclitus (mummichog) is the source of this 4430-nucleotide messenger RNA. It is a transcript of the gene eif5b, whose product is annotated as eukaryotic translation initiation factor 5B. The coding region runs from base 279 to 3884 and encodes 1201 amino acids. The transcript has 26 exons. The record is from RefSeq and is a predicted model, not a curated record. Gene Ontology annotation, molecular function: translation initiation factor activity; GTP binding; GTPase activity. NCBI's taxonomy places the organism in Eukaryota, Metazoa, Chordata, Actinopteri, Cyprinodontiformes, Fundulidae.
UCACGCUGACGUACUUCAGGAAGAGCUGCGCUGAACGUAUUUGUUUACCACUAGUUCUUUAUACGUAAAUGAACGUUAAAUACACAGAAACGGUGGACGCGGAGCAUUUUACGACGAUCAGCGACGUCAAAUCCCGCCAGGAUUAGGUUUUAAAAAAAAAGAAAAGAAAAGUGGAGUGAGUGGAUCGUCAAUCGCUAAUUGACGAUCUUUGUCCAAUGUGAGCCGUCGUGUUCGUCGGCCAGCAGCCAGCCAAGUUUCAGCGGAAGCCCAGCGGCACCAUGGGGAAGAAACAGAAGAAAUCCGGGGAGGACAGUGCCAAAGAUGACGGCGUGGACAUCGACGCUCUGGCUGCGGAGAUCGAAGGCACCGGGGCGUCCAGACAGCCGAAGGGGAAGAACCCCAAGAAGGCCAGGGCAAAAUUUGACGAGGACGACAUCCUGAAGGAGCUGGAGGAGCUUUCUCUGGAGGCCCAGGGAGGAAAGGCUAAGAAAACCGACGCAGAGGAGGUAGAAGCCCCGGAGCCUCCCAGACCAGAGAAGAAGAAGACCAGGAAGGGGAAGAAAGGCGGAGCCGGUCCUGAGGAUGAGGAGGCCGAGGACGGCGGCCAUGUUGACGGGGAGAAGAACGGAGAGCAGAAGGAGAAGAGCAAGGCGCCUCCCGCUGCUCCGCCCUCAGACUCCGACGACAACAGCUCCUCGCACUCCCACGCCAAGGCCAAAGGAGGAAAGAAAGGAGGGAAGAAGGCGUCGGCGUCCGACGACGAGGAGCCCCAGGAGGCAGAAGUGAAGAAAGAAGGCGGAGGCGGGGGGAAGGAGGACGAGUCCGAGGACGACGACGAGUUCAGCUUCAAGAGAGACAAGAAGAAGAAGAACAAGGGGAAGGGCGCGAAGGCGGAGAGCGACCGCGAGGAGGAGCAGGACGAGGAGGCGGGAGGCUUCAAGAUCAAGACGGCGGCGCAGAAGAAGGCGGAGAAGAAGGAGAGGGACAAGAAGAAGAAGGAGGAGGAGAGGAUGAAGCAGAAGAAGAUGAAGGAGAAGGAGGCACCCGCUGAGGGGAAACCAGAGCCGGAGAACAAGGCGGCCGAGGCGGCGCCUCCUCAGCCGGCGCCCUCUGAAGCUGUGGCGGAGGAGCAGGAAGGAGCGGAGGAGGAGAACGAGGGAGACAAGAAGAAGAAGAAAAAGAAGGAGAAGAAGAAGGAGGAGAAGGGAGAUGACGACAAGAAGAAGAAGGGCCCCAGCAAGGCCACGGUGAAGGCCAUGCAGGAGGCUCUGGCCAAGAUGAAGGAGGAGGAGGAGCGAGCCAGACGAGAGGAGGAGGAGCGGCUGAGGAGGCUGGAGGAGCUGGAGCAACAGAGGCUGGAGCAGGAGCGGCUGGAGCAGGAGCGCAAGGAGAAGAAGAAGCAGAAGGAGAAGGAGAGGAAGGAGCGGCUGAAGAAGGAGGGCAAGCUGCUCACCAAGACUCAGAGGGAGGCUCGGGCUCGGGCUGAGGCCACGCUCAAACUGCUGCAGGCUCAGGGUAUUGAGGUGCCAUCCAAAGACGGCGUGCCAAAGAAGAAGCCGGUUUACAGAGACAUCAGGAAGAAGAAGCCCACUGCUCAGUCCCCUGAAGAAACGUCCGAGGUCACGUCUGUGGUCUCGGAGACGCCGGAGCCCGUUCCCAUGGAAGCGGAGGCUGAGGCGCCGGCUGCCGAGCCAGAGCCGAAGGCGGACGCCGACCUGGACGACUGGGAGGCCAUGGCCAGCGACGAGGAGAAAGAGAGGAAGAGGCGACGUGCAGCAGAGCUGAAGAAAGUCCACAUUGAGGUGAAAGAGGAGAAGACGGCGGCUCCUGGUCAUCAGCCCGCAGCCAGCGACGAAGAGGAGGAGGAGGAGGAAGAGGAGGAGGAGGACGAAGAAGAGGAAGAGGAGGAGAGCGAGGAGGAAGGCGAGGCGGAGAAGGAGCCGACUCCGGCGGCUCACGGCAGGAGGAGGCCGCCGAGCGACGAGGAGAGCAGCGAGAGCAGCGAAGACGACGACCGGACGAAGGAGGAGCGGCUGUACGACCGAGCCAAGAAGAGGAUCGAGAAACGCAGAGCGGAGAACCAGAGGAACGUGGACCUGGACCGGCUUAGGGCGCCCGUGGUGUGCGUCCUGGGACACGUGGACACGGGGAAGACAAAGAUCCUGGACAAGCUCCGACACACCCACGUCCAGGACGGGGAGGCCGGAGGCAUCACCCAGCAGAUCGGAGCCACCAACGUCCCCAAGGAGACCAUCGAGGAGCAAACCAAGAUGGUCAAAAACUUUGACAGAGAGAACGUGAGGAUCCCCGGCAUGCUGAUCAUCGACACGCCGGGACACGAGUCCUUCAGCAACCUGAGGAACAGAGGCAGCUCUCUGUGCGACAUCGCCAUCCUGGUGGUGGACAUCAUGCACGGCCUGGAGCCUCAGACCAUCGAGUCCAUCAACCUGCUGAAGGAGAAGAAGUGUCCCUUCAUCGUCGCUCUGAACAAGAUCGACCGACUGUACGACUGGAAGAAGAGCCCGGACACGGACGUGGUGGCCACGCUGAAGAAGCAGAAGAAGAACACAAAGGACGAGUUCGACGAGAGAACCAAGUCCAUCAUCGUUGAGUUCGCCCAGCAGAGUCUGAACGCCGCCUUGUUCUACGAGAACAAAGACCCGCGCACCUUCGUGUCGAUGGUGCCCACCUCGGCCCACAGCGGCGACGGCAUGGGGAACCUGAUCGCUCUGCUGGUGGAGCUCACCCAGACCAUGCUGGCCCGCCGCCUGGCGCACAGCGACGAGCUGCGAGCUCAGGUCAUGGAGGUGAAAGCUCUGCCCGGCAUGGGGACCACGAUAGACGUCAUCCUGAUCAACGGCACGCUGCGGGAGGGCGAGACCAUCAUCGUCCCGGGGGUGGAGGGCCCCAUCGUCACGCAGAUCAGGGGCCUGCUGCUGCCGCCGCCGCUGAAGGAGCUCCGGGUCAAAAGCCAGUACGAGAAGCACAAGGAGGUGUCGACGUCUCAGGGAGUGAAGAUUCUGGGGAAAGACUUGGAGAAGACCCUGGCGGGGCUCCCCCUGCUGGUGGCCCACCGGGAAGACGAGAUCCCCGUCCUCAGGGACGAGCUGGUGAAGGAGCUGAAGCAGACGCUGAGCUGCAUCAAGCUGGAGGAGAAGGGCGUUUAUGUGCAGGCGUCUACGCUGGGCUCCCUGGAGGCGCUGCUGGAGUUCCUGAGGACCUCCAAAGUCCCGUACGCCGGCAUCAACAUCGGCCCCGUUCACAGGAAGGACGUCAUGAAGGCGUCGACCAUGUUGGAGCACGACCCGCAGUACGCCGUCAUCCUGGCGUUCGACGUGAAGGUGGAGCGGGAGAGUCAGGAGAUGGCCGACAGCCUGGGGGUCCGGAUCUUCUCGGCGGAGAUCAUCUACCACCUGUUUGACGCCUUCACCAAAUACCGGGAGGACUACAAGAAGUCCAAGCAGGAGGAGUUCAAGCACAUCGCCGUGUUCCCAGCGAAGCUCCGGGUCCUCCCCCAGUUCAUCUUCAACUCCAGAGACCCCAUCGUGAUGGGCGUGUCCGUGGAGGCGGGGAUCCUGAAGCAGGGGACGCCGCUCUGCGUGCCCAGCAAGGGGUUCGUGGAGAUCGGCGUGGUCACCAGCAUCGAGAUGAACCACAAGGCCGUCGACACGGCCAAGAAAGGCCAGGAGAUCUGCGUCAAGAUCGAGCCCAUCCCCGGAGAGUCUCCCAAGAUGUACGGCCGCCAUUUUGAAGCGACGGACAUCAUCGUCAGCAAGAUCACGCGAGCGUCCAUCGACGCCCUGAAGAACUGGUUCAGGGACGAGAUGCAGAAAUCUGACUGGCAGCUGAUCAUGGAGCUGAAGAAGACCUUUGAGAUCAUCUGAAGGACCCGAAACACGACAACACAAACCCACCAAACAAACUCUUCCUCCGGCAGCCGACGAGGAAGUCACGGGGCAACAACAACAACAACAACAAAAACAAAAAAAUAGAGAAAAAACAAAAACAAAAGAGAAACGGCAACGAAGUGAAAGUGUUUUUCUGUGAGAAACGACGAGUUUUUCCACUGUUGUAAACAGUGAUAGCUUAGACACUCGCUCAGUAUUCCAACGUGCCUGUUCUUCAGCAUCAUCGUUCUUCUUCUUGGUCCCUGCUCUCUGGUGUGCUGCUUCCUGCCCCAGGCUCCGCCCCCUUUUCUCUCCCCAGCGAGGACACGGCGGCGGGCGUCUCCGGGCGGAACGUGGAGGAAACGUCCAUCUCUGCAGCGGCAGAGACCGCGUCGGCUUCAGACUCUUCAGAGGCCGCGUUGGCUUUAGCUCGGCUGCUCGUCACGGCGGCCAUGUUGAAACGCAGGGAGGAGGGGGUGGAGAAGAUUAUAAACUGUUUUUGCUGCGAUGCUGGUGUAAUAAAUUCCCAUGAUUCUAAUAAAA